AAUUAUAUCGAAAUAAAAAUGAUAGUUGCACUGUUCAUACUUCAAAUGAAAUCAUUCAGAUUCUUAUUUAAAAAAAAUUUCUUCACGCAAGCCAUUAAUACAUUGUAAUUUAUAAAAAAUGACGGACGAUUUUUUCCUCAAGAGAAAAAAUGAACCUGAAAUUAUUCCAUUAGACGAAAUGUUCAAAGUAUAUUGUGAAAUGGACGUAAUUUCUUUUGAGCAAAAUGUUGACCUAUUACCAUUAUCGCAAAGUGAUAAGUGGUUAAUUUCUGCUCGUAUACUCGACAUGGUUACAUUGACGACUACAGACACUGGUCUAGCAUUUUUUAAAUUUCGAAAGAGAGCCCUGUCCUUCGAAGAGUAUUUGCAAUACUUAAAAGAUUUGGCAGAAUCUAAAAAUAUAGAUUUUGAAGAAAUGAAAUACAAGAUGCAAAUAUGCGGGAAGCCCAAAAAAGCUGCUUAA
This is a messenger RNA of Heterotrigona itama, 463 nucleotides long. NCBI's taxonomy places the organism in Eukaryota, Metazoa, Arthropoda, Insecta, Hymenoptera, Apidae. The record is from the annotation of a GenBank genome assembly.